AUGGAUCAGCCAGUCGCAGAAAGUGGGGGCGCCGCGAGGGGCAGUUUGCCUGGGGGCGGAAAGGCGGUGGGGGUUUCUUCUGCGGGCGAGGAGAGGUUGUGCGCGAAGAGUGCCUGUACAUUUCUCGUUCAGGAGAAGCGCGGCCUGCGCUUUUUCCAGGUGCUAACGGCGCCCUCGCCCGACAGCAAGAAGGGAAAGAAGAAGCUGGUCGAGCUGUUCCACCGCACGGGGAUGCAGCAGGCAACGUGGAGCCCCUGCGGCCGGCGGCUUGCAAUCGUCUCGCAGGAACAGGGCCUUCUUGUCUUCCAACACCCCACCUGGGCCGUCGAGGACGUCGCGGCGCUCUGGAACAGGCCCGCCGCGCCCUCCUCGUACUGCAGCGAAAGGGGCGCCGCAGCGAAGGCCGCGAAGGGGGGGGCGGGUGGCGUAGGGAGCGGAGUAGAGGCCGAGGAGGACGAGGAGGCGAAGCGGGAAGAAAUCAGCCAGGCGCUGAUCAGCGAGAUUGAGCAGUUGGCACUGCGGCUGCCCGAGGGCUCACUGGCCGCCAGCAGCCAGAGCCCGCCCAAGUACCUGCAGUGGUCACCGCUCGGCACAUACCUCGUCGCGUUCUACAACGUGGAAAAUCAGCGGAAAGCCAUGGGCGACGACGAGGUCGGAAGCCAAGAUCACAACGUCUUCGUCUGGAACGUCGGCACGAAAGCGAUCGUUGCCUCCUUCUACGUCCGCAGACUCGUUGGAUCUCAGUGGCCGCUCCUCAAGUGGAGAGACGACGAACUCUUCUGCUGCAUCGCCUCCCGAAACUGCAUCCAGGUGUUUGCGGGUCAUGAUCUGAAGAAGAUGCUUUUGCGGUUCGCGGUGCCGCGCGUGUUCAACAUCGAGCUCGCGCCAUGCUUCUCGCCCGAGUUGGAGCAGGAGCUGAUGAUUGGCGCCUUCUGUCCAGCGGCCUCUCCGCCGGGGCCGACGCUCUCGAGUGUUGCGUCGCAGGGCUUGAGCACGCCGAAUCCGCAGACUGCGCAGUUUUACGUCUUCCAGAUCCCAAGCGUCGCAGCCGCCGCGGCGGAGGCUGCGGCUUCGCGAAGCUGCGACGUCGACUGGACGCUGAACCCGCAGACUGCGCUGCAGGACCUGCUGCAGGCGCAGCGCCCGAACUUCGAGAAGACUGAGAGCGCGCUCAAGUCCGCGGCCGCCCUCGUGUCCGACCCCAACGCCGGCCUGGUGGGGGGGGGGAAGGCGGAGAAGAAGAAGGCCGCGCAGAGCGACAGCGAGACAGAGGCCGACGCCAAGCGUGACGUCGCCGGCAAGCAGCUCGUCUUCCACACUGUCGACGAGGAAGAAGUAAAGGGCGCCCUCGCCGCAGCCAGCACCGACGUUGAGGCCUUCGAACGCGCCCUCGUGCGGUGCGUCGUCAGGCAGGUUGUCGCCGUCGCGGACUCGGCUGAACUCGCCUGGAGUCCCUCGGGCACCGGACUCAUCGUCAUGGCCAACACCACGGUCGACGCGGCGGGGGAGAACUACGGCGGCGUGGGCGACUGCUGGUACUUCUGCCGCGAGCCGCCGCUGGACGAGGUAGCCAGACUUCAGCAGAUGCGCGCGGAGAUGGAGAGUCUUUUGUCUUCCUGCGGGAGCUCGUCGCCUCACUUCCGCGCGAUUCAGGCGGCCGCAGCGUCGGUCCACCGGUUCGCGGACGCGAUUCAGAACCUAACCAGCUUCGUCAAAAAGCUGAGCAAAAAAGUCGCGCAAGAUGCAAAGUGGAGUCCGACGCGAGACGAGUUUGUCCUCAUUGAAGGGAAAUCGCCUUCAGAUAUCUACUUGCUGGACAAGCACUGCCACAUUCGAUUUUCAUUCCCGCCGAAGUACCGCAACACCAUCAACUGGGGUCCCUUUGGGCAGAUGGUCGCCAUCGGCGGCUUUGGCAACCUCGCAGGCGAGCUCAGCUUCUGGUACCGCGACAGCAACGUGCGAGGCAUGUCGCUGAUCACCGAGUGGCGCGCGGCCUGCACCGUGCAGAGUCUCUGGGCCCCCAGCGGCGACUUGUUUCUGACGGCCUCCACCUAUCCUCGCAUGAAGGUCGAUAACGUUUUCCGCGUAUUCGAUUACGAAGGGGAGGAAAUCGCAUCGGUCAAGUUCGAGGAGUUGUAUAAAGUUGCGUGGAAGCCCGAGUCAGAUCUGGCGCCGCCACCCGCGCCGCAGCGCAACGAACUUGCCCUGGAGCAGACGAGCAAGGGAUUCUAUCGCCCCAAGAAUGCGCAGGGCAUUCUGGCGAGGGUCAUGAGAGGUGAGCUAGACGAGAGUGCACUCCCGGAGGAACUCCGCAGGAAGCCAGAGGAUGCGAAGAAGAAGCGCGGGGCCGCGGGGACCCCAGGGACUGCCGGCGCGUCCGGUGCCGCGCCGAUCGCGGCCGACGGCUCCACCGCGCCGGCAGGCACUAGCAAGAAGGCGGAGAGAGACUGGGGCGGACUGCUUGACUGGAGACUUCAUGCGAAAGAGGAGAGUCGCGCGGCUGCGGCUGCCGCGGCGGCGGGGUCGGGGCCGGAGGCGUCGUCGGAGGAAGGGACAACUGCGUCGUCGAAGGGGACAGCUGCAGACGCAGUUGCGGGUGCGGGGCGAGCCCGGGGUCGUACGAAGAGUGGAGCUGGAGCCCAGAGUCCGGCGCCGGCGGAGGCGGCGGCCCGGGGGGUGAGUGGAGGGGCGGCCGCGACCCGCGGCGGAGCCGGGGCCAGUCAGGGGGGCAAGGGCACUUCGCUGUCAUCGGCGUCUUCGACGUUCUCCACCGAACAGAGUCGCCGGUCUUCUCGUUCGCCAGUGCCCUCUGAAGGCGCGAAGGCCCCUGGAGACCGCGAAGAGGACAAGGAGAAACCGGCGUCGGUGUCCAGCCUCAGCUCGCCGCGGGGCGAGUCUGCCGGCGCGCAGGCGAGCCUCAGUCGGUCGCGAGGCGCUGCGGAUGGCGACAACCACAGCCAGGAGCGGAAGCGCGACGGAAAAGGAAAGGGAGGAAAAAGUGCAAACAGCGAACGCCUGGACGCAGGUGGCACGGAGGGAGGGAAGCAAGAGAUUCAACAAGGCAUCGCCUGCCACGAAGAAGAAGCGGAAACGUCGUCCUCGGUGGCAGGCACCUUGCCUGAGGAGGCCGGCGCGCGCGCCGCGCGUGCUCAGGAAGCGCUUUCCACUGCUCAGCAGCGCGUGCUCCACGGGCAUGGCAGCGUGUCGUUCCUCCAGGCGUUGACAUCUUCAAACUCUUCAUCUCUCUUCCGACCGUCUCCCCCCUCGUCUCUUUCCUCAGGAGCUGCGGGUCCUUCACCGCUCUCGUCUUCGUAUCCGGGAGUCAUAGGGCCUUCUUCAGCUUCUUCGAGGUCGUCGUCUUCCGACCCCGCCCCGCCGUCCGCCGCCUCGUCCGGGGCCUUCCCGUCCACCGCCUCGCCGCCGGGCGCCGCGGCGCCGGGGCGGUCGGGGACAGUCCCCGUCGGCGGGGGGGCCGGCCCCUCGGGUUUCAACAAGGCUCCGGGCCCUUCCGCAUCGCACACCAAUGCCCCACCACACUACGAAGAGCUGCUGCGCGCCUUCCGCAACAUCGUGCCGCCGGGCGCGCUGCACGUGCUUCAGCACCAGGAGGGCCGCGGGCAGCAACUCUCCUCGCUGGGGGGUGUCUCCGCGGACGGCCGCGGAGGCCCGGGCGCGCAGGGCUCUGGGCCCGGCGGGGCGGCCGGCGGCUUCGGGCAAGCCCACGGGGCCGACUCGAAUGCGGCGGCCGUCGCCAACGCCCAGGCAGCGUUGGGCGCAGUCCUCGCGCGCCUGCAGCAGCAGAGCAAAGCGGGCAGCGGAGGCGCGGGGGACGGGCGAGCAGGGAGCGCGUCUGUGCCUGGACACUUCCGGGCUGCGCCUGGCGGCGCGGGCCAAGGGGGAUCUUCUGCGUCAAACGCGGCAGCCUUCUGCGCCGAACUCGCGUCGCGAGUUCAGCAACAGAGAGGGAUGGCAGGAGGCGCAGGCGCCUCGUCGGUGGCGUCUUCUCAGCUGCUGAAGCAGCAGCUUCUUCAGCAGUUUGCGCGGCAGCAGGGCCAGCUUAGCGGCGAGGGCCUCGCGGCCUUCAUGGCUCGCAGCGGGUCGCUUGGCGAGGGGGGCGGGCUGGCGGGCGCCGCCUCGGAGGGACGGGGCCCGAGCGGGCCUGGCGCAGGCAGCGCAGCCAGCUCGAUCACGCACGCGCAAGAGGUGAUGCAGCUGCUAGAGCACUUGCGUCGAGGCAACACGGCGGAGGCUGUCCAGUUCGCCCAGGGCAGUCGAGCUGUGUGGGCGCUCCUCCAGGCCGCGGCGCAGAAACAGAAACUCCCAAUGCAGACCCAGGCGCACCCGAAGGACAUGCAGCAGCAUUUCCAGGGGCAGGGCCUGAACCUCGGCGCGAGGAAGGGCGGCAACGUCAACAGUCCGCGGAGCGUGGAGACAGCGGCCAUGGGGAUGCGCGGCAGCGGCUCCGGGGCAGCAGGAAGUGGCCUGGGGUCGUUUUCGAACUCGAGUUACCAGGGGGGCCUCCCGCCGCCUUUCCUUUCUUCGUCCUUCUCCGGGGAGUCGCUCUUGAGCGGCGGCGAGGGCCGGGUGGGGUGCGGCGCCUCCUCCGCCCUUCACCCGCAGAGCGACGCGGGUUUCCUUGCGGACUUCAUGACGCUUCAGCUUCGUCGCAAGGCAGCGGAGGCCGCGGGCGCUCAGCAGGCAUCGGUGGGUGAUACGCGUCAAGGGGCCUUUUCUGCGUCUUUCCCCGGGAUGGCGAGCACUCCCGGCGCGUCCACCGCGUCUUCGGGAGUCUCGCAGCCUCGCGGUGCGCCCCAGGAGACGAGGAGCCCGAGCUCGCUCGCCGCGGUGACGGCCGCUGCAGUCGAGGCCCUCACGCAGCAGUACCCGCAGCUGACGAAGGAGCAAGCGGUCCUGCUGUUGCAGAAGCUGCGUCUGAGCAACUCGGGGCUGGCUUCCUCGCAGAACAGCGCGCACUACAGCAGCGGCGACCACCACUUGAGCGGCUCCUCGUCGUCCUCCAGCGGCGGGGGCCCGACAGGCAUGGUGUCCGCGGCGCCGUCGCAGGGGUCGAUUGUAGCGGAGGGCCUCGGGCUGGCGCCGGGCGGCGGCGCCUUCGGAUCGGGGUCCUUUUCCUCCUUCGCAUCUGCACGCAGUGCGGCCUCGGAGGGCGGCCGCGGCGGGGCGGGCCGCCAGCAGCUCAUGGGCGCCUCAGGGUCGUUCGAGGGCAUGGGCGAGGAGCGCAGCAAGGCGGCUGGAGCCUUCCGCACCGCAGCGUCUGCUGCGCAGCGGGAGUCUGAGCUGCUGGGCAAUUCGCGGAACUCGGCCGUGAGCAAGGGCGCGGCGUCGGCGGGAUUCGGGCCCGCGGCGCUGAGCGCGGGCGGCGAGGCGGUGCUGCGCGGCUGGUCUGCAGGAGGAGGCGCGAACGGCGCGCUGCCUGGGUCGCUCUCUUCAGCCGCGGCGGCCGGCGCCGGAGGCUUUUCGGGCGAGGGGCCCGGGUUCUCCAGUGGGCCGGCGCCGCAGUACCUUCAGGACCCGAGCCGGAUGCCGCUCGGCGGCGGCGACAGGGCCAGAGACGCCUUCGGCGGCGGCGACGAGCGCAGAGACGCCUUCGGCGCGGGGGCCUUCCCGCAAGAAGGCCGGGGCUACUUCCUCCCUCGAGGGGGAGCCCAAGCGCAGACAAGCAGCGGGGAACGCGAGGGACGCGGCGCGUGCCCCGAAGGCGACACAGGGAGUGGGCAGCCAUGGGGCCCCGCGGGCGCGAGCGGCGCCGCAGCCGCUCAGGGCCCAGGCGCCGGCGCUGCGAGCGCAGGCGGCGAGAGAGGCGGAAAAAGGCCCGACGCCAUGAAGGACAAGUGCUGGCAAUAUGUCGACCCGAAAGGAAACAUUCAGGGGCCGUUUCACCGCGAAGAAAUGGCGAUGUGGAAUGCAAUGGGGUACUUCGACCCCGCUUUGCCGGUGCGGUGCUGCGGCGCCGAUCGCUUCAUUCCGCUGAACAAGCUGUACCCGCCGCCUCAGCAGCCGUUCUCGACGACGCCCAAGCCCCAGCCCAUGCACAUAUAG
Besnoitia besnoiti is the source of this 6060-nucleotide messenger RNA. Its product is annotated as GYF domain-containing protein. Gene Ontology annotation, molecular function: translation initiation factor activity; protein binding; ribosome binding. The record is from RefSeq and is a predicted model, not a curated record. Gene Ontology annotation, cellular component: cytosolic small ribosomal subunit. Lineage: Eukaryota; Apicomplexa; Conoidasida; Eucoccidiorida; Sarcocystidae. Bases 1 to 6060 code for a protein of 2019 amino acids. Gene Ontology annotation, biological process: translational initiation. The transcript is spliced from 10 exons.